AUGCAUGGCAAGCCUCUCCGCCGCAUAGGCGAAGAUUGUCCUGAUGGCGCUACGCAUAAGAGCGUUAGGCAGGACAUAUGCAUCUUGCUCGAUCGCAUCCACGGUUUCUACGAGUCGGCGCUCGACCGGCUGCCGGCGGAGAGGAUACCCUCGCUGACCACGCGCCUGCUCAAGGCCGGCGUUUGCUUCGGUUUCCUUGACCCGGUCUCCAACAUCAUCGCCAACACCGUCUCCUACACGCCAAGCCCCGAGGACGAAAUUAAGGAGGAGGAUGAAAUCAUCUCUAAGGUGAGGACCAACACAAAAGAUGAACGAAUCUUUGAUAUACCGCUGUACCCAGAGACGGUCGACUCCAUGGCCGUGGCACGGCGGUCGCUGGAGGGUCUUGUCAGCUUCCUUUGCUUUCAGUACCGCUACUUGGAGAAAACAGAAGCACUGCGCUACCUGCGCCUCGCCGGAUGCGACCUCCUCGGCGCUGUAGCUCUCAUCGAGCAAGACCGUAACAGGAGCCCCGGCGAGCCCGUGUUCAAUAUCAUGUCACCUACAACCAAAAUAGCCCUGGAGUGUGCCGCCCUGUCCGCGAGGCAUCCCGAACCAGCAGUCCUGGUGGGCGUCUCGCUGUCAUUGAUGUCUCGGACGGUCAAGGUGUCCAAGAUUCUUGGGGCACUCUGCUGCUUACCCUCUGCAGCUGUCAAGCGCCUUGCCAGGCUGCUCAGGGCCUCGAUUGAUCUUGGUGCCGAUAGAAAGAGGAAGAGAAAGAGGGGUGAGCUGACACCCAGGAACGCAGAGUCUGUUGAGUGGAAGCCGGGUAUGCAUGGAACAUUCAGACACACAGAGACUCUGAAGCUACUGCUCCUCGGCAAGAUCCAUGGUUUCUACCUAGAGGCACUCGCCCUGCUGCCUAGGGACGGCCUGCGCCAGCUUCACCACUGCAGCCUCAUCAAGGGCGGCUACUGCUAUGGCCCCAUGGAUCCUGUCUCCAACAUCAUCCUCAACACCAUUUGGUAUGGCACUGCAUUCCCCAUGCACCAAGAUUUCGAGUUUGACUUUCAGGUGGACAUGAUAUGCACAAGGACCCUUAUGCGCAUCGAGUGCUGCUCCCUCUAUGGCAUCGUCGCCUUCCUCCGUGCUCGCUUCAGUUCUCUCUCGGAGCAUGGUGCUCUCUGGCACCUUCUUUUGGCCAAUGUGGACUUACGGUUAGCCGUUGAGAUGGUACAACAGUCUGGUUUCCUUAUCGGCGGCACUGACCUUGAUGCCUAUAAGAAAGCUGCGGUUGAUUCAUGGCACUCGGACCCUGAUGCACUGGUGAAAUUCACGACAUUGUCCCUGGACAUUGAGCCCACCAAGUUGUCGCAUAUGCUGGCUCACGCGCUUGACGACUGCACAGUUGAGCACCUCACAAAGCUUGUGUCAAAAUCUUCACCUACCAAAUCAAAGAAGCGGGCUCGGUUACUGAAUAAAGUAUCAUCAUGCUCAGAGAUCUUGAAUAAAAACCAGAAGAUGUUAAUUCCGGCCAUUCGGAAGAAAUUUAAGGCCGACCAAGAGUUCUAUGUCAGGAAGGUCAAUGCCGCAUUGAACAAGUUUUCUCAGCAAACAGGGGUGGACUAUGAACUUCAUAUUAUUUGCGGUGUGAAUCCCAAGGUAUGUGAAGGUUCAACUACUUAUCUGUACAAGAAGAGGUUCAAAUAUGAGUAUUUCCAUAUCAACUUCUUGGCAACACCAAAGGGAUCAGAUCCUGCUACCACACCUCGAGAAUUGUUCUUCGCUGAGUGUAGCAAUGGUGAUAACGAUGAGGAGGAAAGACCAUCGUUGUGCUUGCCGGUUUUGGGUUCUUCGAUAGAUCACACUCGCUGCUUUUUCUGUGAGCAUAGUGGGAUAAACAUUGUGCAUCCAUAUUUUGGAACAUAUAAUGGACGCCGUGAUGAUUUCCAAGAGAUGGCUUCCGGAAGGCAAGAUGUCCUAAUUCAAACUAUCAUCAGCCGCUACGAGUUUCAAGUCGAUGGUAUGUUUACUCUGAAGGAGGACUGGAUCUAUUUUGAUCCCAACAUGGACGCAAAGAUUGCCCAGAUGAAUCCUAUUCCUGACUGGGCUAGGAAGGUGCGAGAAUGGGGCAGAAUCUUCUGA
Messenger RNA from Triticum turgidum subsp. durum (durum wheat), 2124 nucleotides. Lineage: Eukaryota; Viridiplantae; Streptophyta; Magnoliopsida; Poales; Poaceae. The record is from the annotation of a GenBank genome assembly.